Phalacrocorax carbo (great cormorant) is the source of this 3418-nucleotide messenger RNA. The record is from RefSeq and is a predicted model, not a curated record. NCBI's taxonomy places the organism in Eukaryota, Metazoa, Chordata, Aves, Suliformes, Phalacrocoracidae.
CGGAGCGCCCUGCCUGUCUCCUCGCUCGUGGGGCAGCAGCCGGGAGCAGCGGGCAGUCAGGCAGCCGGCCCCUCCGCCCCGGCCAGGGGACGCAGUCAGUAAACACAAAAGUGAGAGCCACCCAAGGGGCAGCCAAAGCAGGAGGAGAGAAAGAGAAGGGGGGAAAGAAAAGGGGGGGAGAAAACCAGAAAAAAAAGGAAAGCGCUCGCUCGCUCUCUAGAAUAACAAAAUACCUGAUUGUGACAAAAUAACAUCCUUCAGACAAAAUCAAGCAGGGACUUGACACACCAAAAAGGCAAGGCGAGGAAAGCGAGCCAGGGCGCGGGGAAGGCGAGCAAAGCCGCGAUCGCUGCUGGGCAGGAGAGCAGCAUGUCAAGCGCCGGGGCACACACGGAUGAGCGCUGCCGGCAGCCUGCCUUCCUCCCCGGCCCGCCGCCGCCGCAAGAAGUUGAGAGUAGCAGCGGCAGCGCCAAGGUGCAGAGGAUGUGUGCGGCGAGACGGAUGCUGCUGCUGCUGCUGGCUUUCCUGGCCUACGCGCUGGAUUCAGCUGCGGCGUACGGCACAGCGGAGACCCUCUGUGGUGGGGAGCUGGUGGACACGCUGCAGUUCGUCUGUGGGGACAGGGGCUUCUACUUCAGUAGACCAGUGGGACGAAAUAACCGGCGGAUCAACCGGGGGAUUGUGGAGGAGUGCUGCUUUCGGAGCUGCGACCUGGCUCUGCUGGAAACCUACUGUGCCAAGUCUGUUAAGUCUGAGCGUGACCUCUCUGCCACCUCCCUGGUGGGCCUGCCAGCACUCAACAAGGAGAGCUUCCAGAAGCCCUCGCAUGCCAAGUACUCCAAGUAUGACGUGUGGCAGAAGAAGAGCUCCCAGCGGCUGCAGCGAGAGGUGCCUGGCAUCCUGCGGGCUCGCCAGUACCGGUGGCAGGCGGAGGGGCUGCAAGCGGCUGAGGAAGCCAAAGCGCUGCACCGUCCUCUCAUCUCCCUGCCCAGCCAGAGGCCCCCAGUGGCACGAGCCUCCCCCGAAACGGCAGGCCCCCAGAAAUGAACCCUGAACAGUCGUCUCGAUUUUUGAUCUCCCGGGGAAGGGCGGGAGGACUGGUGAGACCCGACCCCCAAGCCCCUCUGUCCCCGGGGCCACCGAGCCGAGGAGCGGGGCGGCGGGGCAACCUCACGCCGCUCCGGCCCCAACCAAACAACUGACACAGCAAGGAGGGGAUGGCGGCAGCGGCGGCGGCAGCGAGCAGCGCCGCUCCUGCGGCACCGUCCUUUCGGGGUGGGGGGGAGGGUUGUUUCAUUUCCCAGGCCUGUUUCGUUCCCCUGCACCCCCAGUAUUUCCAAGCCUGUACUUGCAAAGGGACAGUUUGGCACUUGAACUUUUUGCUGCCGGGCGCUGCGUGACAUCCCUGGUGCCAACGCCAGAAGACAAAAGAAAGAGCAAGAGGAAAAAAGGAUAAGAAGUUAAAAUUUUUUAAAAUCUUUUUUUCCUUGAGAAGAAGAGUCCAUUCCGUGUCUUUCUUGACAUUAAAGUGAAAAAAAAAAAAUAAAAUGGGGAGAAAUAUUGAGGGAUAUAAUUUUUUUGCCUCAUUCCCACCCCACUUUUUUCUUCUUUUUUUUUCUUUUGGUUUUCUUAUUUUUAUAACUUUCUUUUGCACCUUUAAAAGAAAAACAUACCUGAGAAGAAGUUCUGAGGAGCCCCCAUCUGCAUUUUUGUGUGUGUGCUUCAUUACAAGAUUCCAAAUCGACUUGCACCUUUUUGAAAUCAUCGAUGAUGUGAGAAAGAGAGGUAGAGGAGAGAGAAAGCGAGAAAGAGAGAAGAAAGAGGAAAGGGGAAAGAAGAAAAAAAAAAGUGAGCUGAUGCUCACUUUAAAUGGAGGAGGCGUCUGCAUUGCACAUUUGCCACGGAUUUAGUUGAUUUAUAUAUAUAAUAUAUUAUAUAACUUUUUUGGCAAAAAAAGCACUAUUUUUAUGGGACAUUUUGUGUAGUAUCUGAAGAGGGAUUGUAAUGUUUAAAAUGUGUUAUGGUGCUAAAGUAAGUUGGAAGGGAAAAAACCCAGAAAUAGCAAGGGAGGGUGGGGAGGGAAGGACAAGAUAGCGAAUACUGAACUUGAAAUUUUAGCUUUUCGUUUUAGGAAAAGUGUGAUAAAUGUGUUUCUUUUCUCUUCUGAAAUAUAGCUUGGUCAUGACCAUAUGAGCUAGUUGGCUGUUACUCAUGUACACAGAUGCACGCACACACAGAAAUACUUUGACAUGCAUCCUUUUUUUAAAAAAAAAAAAACAAACAAAAACAAAAAAACCCCACCACAAUUUAGACCAAAAGGGAACUGUUCUAGAGACAAACUAUUUUGAAUGGUGAAGGUGUUGCCAGUUACAGCUCAAGGCCCUGCUUCUGCAUGGACUCCCAGCAGAGCUUGGCUGCCCAAGCCAUGGGGGACCUACCGUUUCCUCACCACCUUGAUGGCUUGCUUGCACGCCGAUCCCCUGGCGAGCGGGUGGGUGGCCCUCGCUGCUGAGCCCCUGUAGAAGCACCAGCUCUGUGCCCCACCAUCUCCUUUUCCUUCUCUUGCCCUUUGCAUCCUUCUUGGUGGACCCCCCCCACCCCUGCCCCACAUUCCCUGCCCUCCCCUUGCCCCCGCCAGGGCUGUGGAGGAGGAGAGCUGCACCCGGGUGGCUGCAGGGUUGGGACCGCUGCACAGGACGGCGGGGGGAAAAGGCAAGUCUCUGGCUUGAGGCUCAGGACUUGGUGAGCUGAUGGGUUUGAGAGGUGGACAGAGGGCUGUAAAAUAGGUUGGUUUUGAAAUAAUAUAUGUUAUCUGUCUAGAAACCGUAAAAAGGGGGGAAUCAAUUACAUCUCCCUAUGAUAUACUCUCACUUGCUAAUAAAAUGGGGACACUCUGUUAACCAGUUCUGUACUUGCUUUGUCUUAUAUAUCCAUACAUUUAAAACAUAAAAAAAAAAAAGACUACUUGAAUUGUAUUCUAUUUCGUGGUUUGGAGGGGAGGGCUAGGGGGAAUCUUGAGAGGGGGAGGAUUUUAAUGUAUAUCCUUUUGUUUGUUAUUACCUUGCAAUGUUGAGCCAUGAAGCCUUUGUUUAAAAAAAAAACGGCACUGCAAUACACGACAAAGAAAAUCCUUUAUUUAUUUUAUUAAAUAUAUAUGGAAAAGAAUGAAAAUUGGUCCAAAUUAAGAGGGGGGAAGGGAAGUGGGUGGGCUGGGGAAGGCAGACUAAAAACAGAGCAAUUGCAGAUAAUUGUCUUUUUUUUUUUCCUUUUCAUGUGUUUUUUUUUAAAAGAAACCUAGUUUUUAUUUUUUAAAAAGAGAAGUAAAAGCUUUCCUGGAUGCUUUGUACCAAAAAAGAAAAAAUGAAAAAAAAAAAGAAGAAAAUCUGUUAAGCAAAUAAAUAUCCAUCCAGAAAAUGAA